GCGGCAAUGGAGUUAUCCAGCUUUACCGCGAGCUCUCUCGCGGCGCCUGCGGCGGCGAUGGGCCUCCUCGCGAAGAGCCCCAAGAUGAUCAAUCACAGGUAUGCCUGGGAUAUGCGACCGCAGCAUCGAUCUUCUGAAAGGCUACUAUCUCCGGCUUGUUUGACGAUGUUCAACAAGCAUUGUUCAAAACGAAUCAACCAUAAAUCUUUCAGUGUGCUUCGUGCAGUAUCUCCGGUACAAUGUACAGUAAAUAACACGCAGUCGUCAAUAUCUUUCAAAGAUUUUCUUGUUUCUGUGCAAACUGAGGAGGAUGGACUGAUAAAGAUACGAGUAACUGUAGAUGACACAAUGACAGAUUCUUUCUUUGAGAAAGUUUUUUUAAAGAAACUUGUUGCAGCACAGCCACUUCCUGGCUUUCGACGAAUGAAAGGAGGAAAAACUCGAGAUAUACCAAAAGAUAUUGCUCUGCACAUAAUUGGGCCAUCAAAAGUGAAGAAAGAAUCCAUCAAGAAUAUCAUCAGCUUCACAAUUGCUGAAUAUGUUCAAAAGGAGGGCCUCAGUGCAUCGAAAAAUCUGAAAGUUCUACAAAGCUAUGAAGAGCUUGAAGCCGCAUUUGAACCUGGAAAAGAGUUUUGCUUUGAUGCAAGUCUUCGUCUACAGUAGGUUUAGCGGUCAAGGUAGUGCCAUUAGAGAUGAUCAGAUGACCCCCUGAGUUUCCAGCUGCUAAUCAUUUGUAAUGAUUAGCAGCUGGAAACCUGCCAAACCUGUAAUCUAGAUUCAAGCUAACCCUUGUAACCGUGUUAAUCGAUGCAAAGAGCAAAGUUACCUGGCUAUCUGUAUUCUUGAAAGAAGCGACAUGUUUUUAGAUGUAAUUUUGCUUGCAAUCCCUAUCAGGGUGUAUAUGUACUACCUCUGUCCCCAAAUUAAAUUAUGAAGAUGAACUUAUUUCGGAAUU
Messenger RNA from Oryza brachyantha (malo sina), 955 nucleotides. Its product is annotated as trigger factor. The transcript has 8 exons. Gene Ontology annotation, molecular function: peptidyl-prolyl cis-trans isomerase activity; protein folding chaperone; ribosome binding. NCBI's taxonomy places the organism in Eukaryota, Viridiplantae, Streptophyta, Magnoliopsida, Poales, Poaceae. Gene Ontology annotation, biological process: protein unfolding; protein transport; 'de novo' cotranslational protein folding. The record is from RefSeq and is a predicted model, not a curated record. The coding region runs from base 7 to 663 and encodes 218 amino acids.